AUCAUCAUGGCGGCAUACGCCUGAGCGAGGGCGGAGCGCAGGGCCGAGUGUCCAGUGUUAUAUUUCUGGCUACUGUAGUCACUCACGCUCACUGAUUCAAUGAACGGUAUAAUGGCUGCGUCGUCGAACAGAAUCAUGCUAGGCCCCCUUGUAGCUGCUAUCGACCAAGGCACGAGUUCCACGCGUUUUCUGGUUUUCAAUGCGAAAACCGCAGAGCUUCUCAGCCACCAUCAGGUUGAGAUUAAACAGAGCUUUCCUAAAGAGGGCUGGGUGGAGGAAGAUCCAAAAGAGAUUCUUCAGUCUGUGUAUGAGUGUAUGGAUAGGACCUGUGAGAAACUGACCCAGCUCAACAUUGAUAUCUCAAACAUAAAAGCCAUUGGGGUGACAAACCAGAGGGAAACCACCAUUGUUUGGGACAAGGAAACGGGGGAUCCACUUUACAAUGCUAUAGUUUGGCUUGAUCUGCGGACCCAGUCCACAGUAGAAAGACUUAUCAACAAGACUCCUGGCAGGAACAAAAACCACCUCAAGCACAAGACUGGCCUUCCCAUCAGCACAUAUUUCAGUGCAGUGAAGUUACGCUGGUUGAUGGAUAAUGUGGAAAAUAUCCAUGAAGCUGUGCUCUCCCACAAGGCAAUGUUUGGAACGGUUGACUCCUGGCUUAUCUGGUGCUUGACAGGGGGGAAGAAGGGGGGUGUUCACUGCACAGAUGUGACCAAUGCCAGCCGGACCAUGCUCUUCAAUAUUCACACAAUGGACUGGGAUCCAGAGCUCUGCACAUAUUUUGAUAUACCAAUGGAAAUUCUGCCAAAAGUGAGAAGUUCUUCAGAGAUUUAUGGUUUGAUGAAAAUCAGCUUUAAUCUGAAAUCUGGCCCUUUAACUGGUGUCCCCAUAUCAGGGUGUCUUGGUGACCAGUCUGCUGCUCUGGUUGGACAGAUGUGCUUCAAAGAUGGACAGGCCAAAAAUACUUAUGGGACUGGUUGUUUCCUUCUUAAGAAUGUUGGAACAAAGCCUGUAAUGUCGGACCAUGGACUUCUGACAACAGUCGCAUAUAAACUAGGGCGUGACAAGCCAGCCUACUACGCACUAGAGGGUUCUGUUGCCAUUGCAGGAGCAGUUGUGCGUUGGCUAAAGGAUAACCUUGGAAUUAUACAGACCUCUUCAGAACUUGAAAAAUUAGCUGCUGAUGUUGGCACAUCAUACGGCUGUUACUUUGUCCCUGCGUUCUCUGGAUUAUAUGCGCCAUACUGGGAACCAAGUGCCAGAGGAAUCAUCUGUGGUCUAACACAGUUCACCAAUAGGAGUCAUUUGGCUUUUGCAGCACUCGAAGCUGUCUGCUUCCAGACACGAGAGAUUCUGGAUGCAAUGAACCUGGACAGUGGUAUUCAUCUGGCUCAGCUCCAGGUUGAUGGAGGCAUGACAUCCAACCGGUUACUGAUGCAGCUGCAGGCCGACAUACUGUGUAUCCCAGUUGUAAAACCAUCCAUGCCUGAAACCACAGCUCUGGGUGCUGCCAUGGCAGCAGGAGCAGCUGAGGGGGUCAGUGUGUGGAGCCUGAACCCAGAAGAUCUCACAGAGGUCACUUCAGAAAAAUUUGAACCUCAGAUCAACCCAGAAGAGAGUGAACUGCGAUAUGCUCGCUGGAAGAAAGCUGUACAGAGGGCUAUGAACUGGGAAACCACUGAGCCAGUCAACAAUGGAAAUGAGGAGACUAGUAUCUUCAGUAGUGUACCCUUGGGCUUUUACAUUCUGGGUAGCAUGUUUAUGUUAAUUGGAGCAAAGUACAUUGCAGCAGGGCAGAAGUAAAACUGAACACUUCCACAUCUCAGAAGAUAGGAGACAAAGUCAGAAGAACAAAAGAGGGUCCGUGGCUUGUCCCCGUCUAAAGACAUUCCAACUGAAAUAGAGGUUGUUAAUGUUUCCUUCAGACAUAGAGCCUCCGAAUUAUACAUGAAGACUUUUCUGGCUUUGUAGCAGAAAGUUUUAUUGAACAUAUUUGAUAUGAUGACAUAUUACUGUAGUCUGCCCACACUGUUCACUAGAAGGACGAUGCUAUGGCUCAGUGUUUCUAGCAUUUUGUCUGUACAGUAAAUUCUAUUGGAAUUUUCAUUGAUGGGUAGCAGCUCUCAGUUGUGCUAAUCAAUCUUUUUCAAAUUUUAUUUUUUUAAUGGCACCAACAGUCAUAGAAGUGUGUGUCUGCAUGGUUGUGACAUUUAUUUUUGAAGUUUGAAAGAGCAAGAUAUAAUAUUAAUUUAGUUACUUAUGAAACCCAUUCAGGAGAGCGUUUUAGUGCACUUUAUAAUGAAUAAUGUAUUAUGAGGUUAUGUGUAUAAACAGCAAGGGAACCAUACAAUCUCAUGUAAAUAAUGUGACUUCUUUCCUCUUUUACUAUUUCAUGUGCAUUUGUCUGUUGGAAAAGUUUGUCAUAUUGUUGAGAAUUUUUACCAUUAUGAGAGACCAUUAAAAAAGGAUGUCACUUAAGCAAUGUUGAGUCAAUAUCGAAAUAAUUACUGACAAGAUUUGUGAAUAAUUAUAUUUAAACAAACAUGCUGUGUUAAAUUUUUUGUCAUGUCACUGAAAUUGUGCAUGUUAAUAUCAUUACUGUGCCGCUCAAAGAAGUUAUGAUGAAGGAUGUUAACAGAUCAAAAUCAUUUUAUAGUAAGAAUUUCCUUUGAGUUCAAAUUAGAAAAUUUAAAAAGGAAAUAUUUGGCACUUGAUUUUCUCUCAUACUUGACAUCUGUGUAAUAAAAUCUCAUAAGAUCUACGACAAUGACAAAUUUUGUAGGGGGAAACAAUUAUGAAAUAUGUGCCAAAUUCUAAUACAACUGCCAAUUUAAUAGUUUUGUUUUGAUGCAUUAGUUUGUUUUAAAGAACAAAUCUGUUAGCAUUUUUAAAAUGUACUCUGAAAGGUACUUCCUGCAUCCCUGAUUACUUGAAAUCCACUAUAACAAAAAAUGUUUAAUAAAAGAGUUGCCAGUAUUAAAUGUCAGUUAUUUAUUUCCUUCACUGUAUGUGACUUUGAUUGUUAAACAUUUUCAAAAAGUAACAUUUGGGUUGUGUAUGCAUAUGGUUUAGUGAUGAUGUUUAGUGCAUCUUUCAUUAAAAGUUGUGACAUUCAUUAAAUCCCAUGUACCUCA
Pimephales promelas (fathead minnow) is the source of this 3137-nucleotide messenger RNA. Its product is annotated as glycerol kinase. Gene Ontology annotation, molecular function: glycerol kinase activity. NCBI's taxonomy places the organism in Eukaryota, Metazoa, Chordata, Actinopteri, Cypriniformes, Leuciscidae. The record is from RefSeq and is a predicted model, not a curated record. Gene Ontology annotation, cellular component: mitochondrion. Gene Ontology annotation, biological process: phosphorylation; glycerol metabolic process; glycerol-3-phosphate biosynthetic process.